AUGAGCUCCCUCUCACACUCCCUGUGCUAUUCCUACCUCCAUCUGUCAGAGCCCAGUCAGGGGCCGCCUCAGUCCUUCAUUGGGGGCUACUUGGAUGACCAGCCCAUCGCUCGCUUUGACAGCCACACCAGGAAGAUGGAGCCUCUGGUGUCCUGGGUGAAGGAGGUGGAGGAGGGGACCUUUCUGCCCUUUGAGUCGGUCUUCAGGGCCGACCUGGAGAAGUUAUCAAAACUGGGCCGCCGGGCUGGAGGGCUUCACACCCUGCAGGCGAUUUUGGGCUGCGAGAUCAAGAAAGAUGGGAACAAAGGAGGGUUUUUGCGCUAUGGCUACAACAGGUGGGAUAUCAUCAGCUUCCAGAAUGAGACCCUCAAAUGGGGAAAAGUAAAUGUCUUCCUGGAGAAGACCUGCAUUGUGUGGCUGCAGAGAUACCUGUCCUACCGGAAGGAUGCUCUAAAAAGGGCAGAGCCUCCAGUGGGGAAGGUGACUCGCAAGGAAGUAGAUGACAGCCUGGAGAUCCUCAUCUGCCAGGCCUCUGGCUUCUACCUGAAGGAGAUCCAGGCCACUUGGAUGAGGGACAAAGAGGUCUGGAACAACGAGACCCUGCAUAGGAACGUGGCCCCCAACUCAGACGGGACCUAUUAUGUCCGGCUCAGCACUAAAAUCAACCCCAAGGAGAGGCAGCAUUUUCGGUGUCGCCUGGAGCACGAGGGCUUGCAGGAGCCCCUGGUCUUGGCUUGGGAGGACAAAACAGCUACAAUGUGGUGGAUCCCUGUGGCAAUUGUGGCCGCCAUAAACGUGGGACUUUGGAUUCUCUUCCUGAGAGCACAAGGCAUCCUAUGGCAGCUGGAGGUCCCAGAAGGCUCCGGAAGCCGCUCUGCCAACAUGACACAGGCAAGAAAGGAAUCAGCCGUGGCUCAAAAGGUGGAGCUCCUGAGCAGGGCAGUUGGAGACGUCUGACCAGGACUGAAUAUCAGAAUCAGAAUGCAGCUGGAAGGGACC
Molecule: messenger RNA, 999 nt
Organism: Thamnophis elegans (Western terrestrial garter snake)
Lineage: Eukaryota; Metazoa; Chordata; Lepidosauria; Squamata; Natricidae
Product: major histocompatibility complex class I-related gene protein-like
Exons: 7
Coding region: 1-957 (318 amino acids)
Biological process (GO): immune response
Cellular component (GO): external side of plasma membrane
Source: RefSeq, a predicted model, not a curated record